Messenger RNA from Uncinocarpus reesii 1704, 1206 nucleotides. Its product is annotated as ribonucleoside-diphosphate reductase small chain. Gene Ontology annotation, biological process: deoxyribonucleotide biosynthetic process. Gene Ontology annotation, molecular function: oxidoreductase activity. The record is from RefSeq and is a predicted model, not a curated record. NCBI's taxonomy places the organism in Eukaryota, Fungi, Ascomycota, Eurotiomycetes, Onygenales, Onygenaceae. The transcript has 4 exons. The coding region runs from base 1 to 1206 and encodes 401 amino acids.
AUGGCUUCCCAAUCUACUCCUUCAAAGCAACUGAAAAUGAGCGACUCGCCAGUUAAGCAGCUCCAAUUCGACAUGACUGACAAAGAGAACGCUCCAUUGGCCUCCACUCCUGGCGUUGGCCUGAAAAAGGUCGACAUCGACACCAUCAAGCCCAGUGCCCCAGAAGAGCCAAAGAAGGCUCUCUCACCAAAAGAGCUUGAAGCAGAAGAGCCUUUGCUGCAGGAAAACCCUCAGCGAUUCGUUCUCUUCCCGUUGAAAUAUCACGAGAUUUGGCAAAUGUACAAAAAGGCCGAAGCAUCUUUCUGGACUGCUGAAGAGAUUGACCUGUCGAAGGAUCUUCACGACUGGAAUCACCGGUUGAACGAUGACGAGCGGUACUUCAUCUCUCGCGUCUUGGCUUUCUUCGCUGCUUCCGACGGUAUUGUCAACGAGAAUCUUGUUGAGCGAUUCAGCGGUGAAGUCCAGAUUCCAGAGGCUCGUUGCUUUUAUGGCUUCCAGAUCAUGAUGGAGAAUAUCCACUCUGAGACUUAUUCCCUCCUCAUCGACACAUAUAUCAAAGAGCCAAAGCAAAGAACCUACCUCUUCGAGGCUUUAGACAACAUUCCUUGCAUUCGUAAGAAGGCUGACUGGGCCAUUCGAUGGAUUCAAGACAAAGAUUCCACUUUCGCUCAGCGCCUGAUCGCUUUCGCCGCCGUUGAGGGUAUCUUCUUUAGCGGCUCUUUCGCUUCCAUUUUCUGGCUAAAGAAGCGUGGUCUUAUGCCUGGUCUUACCUUCUCGAACGAGUUGAUCUCUCGUGAUGAGGGUCUCCACACCGACUUUGCUUGCCUGCUCUUCUCCCACAUUCGUCACCGGCCUACUCCCGCAGCUGUUGAAGCUAUUAUCACAGAGGCGGUUGAGAUCGAGAAGGAGUUCUUGACCGAUGCCCUUCCGUGUGCCCUUCUCGGCAUGAACUCUAAGCUCAUGUGCCAGUAUAUCGAAUUCGUUGCUGACAGACUCCUUGUGGCCCUUGGCAACAAGAAGUUCUACCAUGCCACGAAUCCAUUCGAUUUUAUGGACAACAUUUCGCUGGCCGGCAAGACCAACUUCUUCGAGAAGCGUGUUGGUGAUUACCAGAAGGCCGGUGUGAUGGCUAGCACGCAGAAGAAAGACGAUACUGAGGAGGCGAUUGAGAACGGAGGAGCCUUCAAUUUCGAUGAAGAUUUCUAA